AAAAUCCUAAAAAUUCCAAAAAAAAAAAAAAAUCAAUAAUAAAGUACUUUAGAUUAUCACCUUAAUUAAAACGCAGGGUCUACGUCCCUGAAUCGAACUCACCCCAGGGAGAACACAGCUCAGAUGAACAAUCCAGAAGAUACCAACAACAGUAGACCAGAAGGGGAAGAAGCGCAACCAGGGAUGGCGGCGAUAGACGGGGUGGCAGCAGCUGCGCUACACUCUGUGCUCCAGAGGGUUCACCAGGCAGCUGAGCGGUCUGGCCGCGGGUCGCAGCGUAUCCGGGUCGUUGCCGUUAGCAAGACCAAAUCCGUCUCUCUAAUUCGCCAAGUCUAUGAUGCUGGUCACCGAUGUUUCGGCGAGAAUUACGUUCAAGAAAUCGUCGAGAAAGCCCCUCAGCUUCCGGAUGAUAUCGAGUGGCAUUUUAUUGGAAAUUUACAGAGCAAUAAAGUGAAGCCUCUAAUGACUGGUGUACCGAACCUUGCAGUGGUAGAAAGUGUAGACGACCAGAAGAUUGCUAAUCUUCUUGAUCGUGUUGUUGGUAGCAUUGGAAGAAAGCCUUUGAAAGUGUUUGUCCAGGUGAAUACAAGUGGAGAAGAAUCAAAAUCUGGUGUUGAGCCUUCAGGGUGUGUGGAACUCGCAAAACACAUUAGUUUGAGCUGCCCAAACCUUGAGUUUAGUGGCUUAAUGACAAUUGGGAUGCUUGAUUAUUCAUCAACUCCAGAAAACUUCAAAACUUUAGCAAAUUGCCGGACAGAGGUAUGCAAGGAUCUUGGAAUACCAGAAGAGCAAUGUGAACUAUCAAUGGGCAUGUCUGCUGACUUUGAGCAAGCUAUUGAAAUGAGCAGUACUAAUGUCAGAAUUGGAUCUACCAUUUUUGGUCCGAGGGAAUAUCCGAAUAAAAAGUGAAAUUAAUACCAUUUGCUCCGAAGACAUUAUACUCCUAUCUCAAUUUGGUUGUUCUACUAGUUGAAUUUUCCCCUGGCAUGGUGGAUGUACUACAUACUUGGAGAAAAAUACAUUCACUGGAAAAAAUUUGUAUUUAUGUAAGCUGCUAGGUGCUAAUGAAUAUGUACCCAGUUGCAAGAAUUUUCCCAUUUAAACAAGCCAUUGAUAAAUCUGCAUGAAAAAAUUUGCCCUAUCGCCUGAAUUAUAUAAUUAUUAACACUCUCAGGACUUAGGGCUGGGGCUAUGGUCACCAAUGGCUUAUAAAUUGUAAUUUUUUUA
This is a messenger RNA of Rubroshorea leprosula, 1227 nucleotides long. The record is from the annotation of a GenBank genome assembly. NCBI's taxonomy places the organism in Eukaryota, Viridiplantae, Streptophyta, Magnoliopsida, Malvales, Dipterocarpaceae.